AUGGCGGCCGUUUCAGCACCUACCCCUAAGCUGGAUCGCUAUAUUGUCAUCCACGUUGCAACCACUUGCGACGAACAUGGCGUUUAUGUCACCAAGGACUCAGCCGAGGUGAUCGAAUUGGGUUGGAUUUUGUUGGACAGCAAGACCUGUGAGGAGUUGCACCGGGAAAGUGUCCUCGUCAAGCCCGUCAACACUCCCAUCACCCCACUCUGCACAAGCUUGACUACCCUCACAUGGGAGCACGUCCGCUCCGCAGGUACCUUCCGCGAUGCCAUUUCCCGAUUCGAUACUUUUGCCAACGAGCAUCUUACCAGCAAACAACUGGACUGCCCCGCGAGGCCCGUGACAAGGCCGUUGUCCUCCCCCCCAUUCCUGCAGCACUCCCGCACUUUCGACCUGCGCACCGAAUAUCAGCGCUGGCAAACCCAUCACCCCGAGUCUUUGCCCUUCGGCCCCAGCUCCCUCUCCAACAUCUGUGCUGCCCUCGAAGUCGAACCCGUUCAGUCCUCGGCCCCCAUCAAACACAAUCUGCCCUUCCACCUGCAAGCACUGGCUCCCGCCUCCCCCCGCCGUGCCAUGGAGGAGUCGAUCACCCUCGCCCGUGUCCUCCGCGGUCUGAUCCGCAAAUCCCAACCCGCCCAGGAACACCCCGAGAUCCUCACUCGUCCCAUGGAUGCCCACGCCGAUGUGCGCGCUUUCCUGGCUGAGCGAAGCAAGGUUCUCCAUCUCAGUGGUCUGCCCCACGACACCACCCAGUCGGAGUUGGAGAGUUGGUUCACUCAGUUCGGUGGCCGGCCCAUUGCCUUCUGGACCCUCCGAACUCCCGAUCAGCACAAGCCCACUGGCACCGGCUUCGCUGUAUUCUCUUCCCACGAAGAGGCCGCCGAGAGCCUGUGCAUGAACGGCCGCGCUCUGAACGAGAAGGCCAUCGAGGUCUCCCCAUCUUCCAGCCGCGUUUUGGACCGCGCUGCGGAAAUUCUCACUCCAUUCCCUCCUUCUAAGAACCGUCCUCGUCCUGGUGACUGGACCUGCCCUUCAUGCGGCUUCUCCAACUUCCAGCGCCGCACUGCUUGCUUCCGUUGCUCAUUCCCCGCCAUGGCCGCCGCGCCUGACCCAAUGGGCUACGGAUACGGCUACGGACCCCCCCAACAUGAUGCCUCCUCACAUGGGCCACGGCCACGGAAUGGGCGGCCACUCGCGUGUACUCCCGCUCCUGGACCUUUCGCCUCGACCGCAGGUGGAUUCGGCGGAUUCGGCCAGCAGUUCGGUGGUGGCCCUCCCAACAACUAUGCCCUCCCCUCCGGCGGACUGGGUAACGCCCCCGGUGCCUACCCUCCUAUGGGCCAGGUCAACUCUGGCUACGGUUCAUCUAGCACCUCUCACUCCGCUGCAUCCUUCGCCAACCCGGCCACCCAGGCCGCGUUCACUGGCGCAGACCACGGCGUGCCGUCAACCAGUGCUUCCAACGGCGCUUUCUACGGCGGUGCCGAGGGCUCUAGCGAUCCCUUUGCCUUCCUGUCGACCGGUCUCGGUGGUCUGACCGUUGCGGAUGAUCCUCACUCGCGCCGCAACGGUGCUGGUGCCAACAAGUCUCCCGCAUAA
This is a messenger RNA of Penicillium cosmopolitanum, 1602 nucleotides long. RefSeq names its product putative RNA binding protein (Arp). The record is from RefSeq and is a predicted model, not a curated record. The transcript is spliced from 5 exons. Gene Ontology annotation, biological process: regulation of DNA-templated transcription. Gene Ontology annotation, molecular function: transcription coregulator activity; 3'-5'-RNA exonuclease activity; RNA binding. Bases 1 to 1602 code for a protein of 533 amino acids. NCBI's taxonomy places the organism in Eukaryota, Fungi, Ascomycota, Eurotiomycetes, Eurotiales, Aspergillaceae. Gene Ontology annotation, cellular component: nucleus.